Molecule: messenger RNA, 1764 nt
Organism: Menidia menidia (Atlantic silverside)
Lineage: Eukaryota; Metazoa; Chordata; Actinopteri; Atheriniformes; Atherinopsidae
Source: the annotation of a GenBank genome assembly
CUAUCUUGUGACCAGGUACGGAAAUUCAUUCACUCUUUGACCCGAAAAAAACCUAUUGAGCCAGAGGGUGAGGACUCCAACUUUUGCCGAUGCCUUACCACUUUGGACCUGGUGGGUCUGGGUGUUGGCAGCACACUUGGAGCAGGGGUUUAUGUUCUUUCCGGAGAGGUAGCAAGAGAAGUUGCGGGCCCAAGCAUUAUCAUUUCCUUCCUGAUCGCGGCAAUGGCUUCUGUCUUUGCGGGAUUGUGUUAUGCUGAGUUUGGAGCCCGUGUCCCAAAGACAGGCUCAGCCUACCUAUACACCUACGUGACUGUAGGAGAAGUGUGGGCAUUUGUAACUGGAUGGAAUCUACUGCUGUCUUAUAUCAUUGGAACAUCAAGUGUAGCAAAAGCCUGGACUGGGGCUUUUGAUGACUUGAUACAUAAUGUCAUGGCUGAAACACUUGAAAAAUAUGCAAAGAUGGACUUACCUGGCUUGGCUUCAUACCCAGACUUCUUUGCUGCUUUGCUGAUUUUGUUGCUUGCUGGUAUACUUGCAUAUGGUGUGAAGGAGUCUGCAGUUGUGAAUACCAUUUUUACUGUGAUAAAUGUCACUGUCUUGUGUUUUAUCGUUAUUUCUGGCUUCAUAAAAGGAAAUAUCAGCAACUGGCACAUCAGUGGUGAAACUAUUCGCAAUUUCACUCAACAGAGCAAGAACCAUACAGAGACCAAAAACCAAACUUUUGAAUUUGGUAAUGGAGGGUUCAUCCCUUUUGGCUUUGACGGAACUUUGGAAGGAGCAGCUACUUGUUUCUAUGCUUUUGUUGGAUUUGAUUGCAUUGCCACAACAGGUGAGGAGGUGAAGAAUCCAAAGAAAGCAAUCCCUCUUGGGAUUGUGGCAUCCCUGUUAAUCUGCUUCUUGGCUUAUUUUGGAGUUUCGGCUGCACUGACGCUUCUGAUGCCCUACCAUCUGCUUGACACCCAUAGUCCACUUCCGGUGGCCUUUGAGUACAUCGGAUGGGAGCCAGCAAAAUAUGUUGUUGCUGUUGGAUCCCUAUGCGCACUCUCAACAAGUCUCUUAGGAGUGAUGUUUCCAUUACCACGGGUUAUGUUUGCAAUGGCCAGAGAUGGCCUGCUCUUCAAACCACUCUGCUAUAUGAGCUCAAGGCAAAGUCCUGUCUUAGCCACACUCUCUGCAGGAGCUCUAGCUGCUACGAUGGUCCUCUUAUUUGAUCUGAAGGCAUUGGUCGACAUGAGUUCAAUCGGAACCAUCUUUGCAUACACUCUUGUUGCAGUCUGUAUUCUUGUAUUAAGGUACAAAGAAGAUGAUAACUUUGCCCACAGACCGGAACAGUUUACAAUAUUGGGGCUUCUGAGGCCGCCAGCACAACCCACUAAGGGAACUUCCAGAAAUGUUAACGUAAUCACGAUGAUUAUCUUGCUGCUCGUGGUUGUUUUCAGUGUGCUGCUGAGUGAGGCCUUGGAUUACUUCCAUAAUGGAGAACUAUGGAGCAUACUUCUUGCCUCUGUUCUCUUGCUAAUGCUGGUAUUUGCUGUCUUUAUCAUCUGGAGACAUCCACAGAACACAACUCAAGCUGCUUUCAAGGUUCCUUUUGUGCCUGUGAUCCCAGUUUUGAGUGUUUUCAUCAAUACCUACCUAAUGGUUCAGCUGGAAGGACAAAUAUGGAUCAGUUACUUCAUUUGGAUGGUAGUUGCUAUGGCAUUCAUCACAGUGUCCAAAAAGCAAGACUGCAUAGGACUCAAACCCAGCUCAGUACUGCUGAAA